AUGGCGCGGAACAAGAAGCAGAAAUUGCAGCCCCCAAUCGCCAGUCUCAAGAUCGAGGCUCCAUCGGGUCACAAGGCGUCAGCACCAGCUCAACUUCUAGGCAGACUUCCGGUAGAACUACAACUGCGCAUUCUUUCCCAUUUGCCAGCCAAGCAGAUCCACUCCUGUCGCCGCAUCGAUCACCACUUUCACGACAUGAUUGAUCUGAAAGAAAACCGGGGCCCUCUGACAGGACCAAGCAUCGCCGCGUCGAUGGGACGAUUCGACGUCUUCGUAAAGAGAUACUGCGGGUUUCCGCUCGAAUCCAAAGACGGCGGGCCAGGUAGUUUCCUAGACGCAGUUACCGACUACAUUGCAGUCUGUGGCAUCCGAGAUGUAGACUGGGUCAAGAAAAUCGACAGCUUCAUGCAGUUUCUGGUCCAGAGAUCAAACGACCACUCUCCAAACGGAAGUACUUUCUCCGGAAGGCCAUCCUGGCAACUACGUUUCCAUUUCAGCGAGAUUUGCACUUAUGCCGUCGGAAAUUUCGAGCAUCGCAUCCAAAACGUCUUUGACCAGAUCUACGGAGAGAAAGUGGAAAUCAUCAUCGACAGGAUGAGGACGUUCUUGAAGCAGCAUGCGAAACAACCAAUAGAAUAUGUUCCGAAACAUCAAAUAACGAGACCUCAUCUACCUCUCGCACCAGGAAUGCCCACGCUUGCACGCGCUCCUCAGAUGCCGCAUGGUGGCCGUGUCGUUGGCGUGCCUAUCCUACCGAGAAGUUCUCCCUUCGCGUAUUACGCAGCUUCGAGAUCGGCUCAAGCCAGGAUUCUUGACAACAGGGCUGAUGAUAGAGCGCUCAAGGGUGUGGAGAAAGCGGUGCUGCUGGAAGAGAUGUUCAUUGCUUGUAUGUGA
Cercospora beticola is the source of this 894-nucleotide messenger RNA. Its product is annotated as F-box protein. NCBI's taxonomy places the organism in Eukaryota, Fungi, Ascomycota, Dothideomycetes, Mycosphaerellales, Mycosphaerellaceae. Gene Ontology annotation, molecular function: protein binding. The record is from RefSeq and is a predicted model, not a curated record.